Scophthalmus maximus (turbot) is the source of this 2536-nucleotide messenger RNA. It is a transcript of the gene slc22a21, whose product is annotated as solute carrier family 22 member 21. Bases 56 to 1903 code for a protein of 615 amino acids. Gene Ontology annotation, cellular component: membrane. The record is from RefSeq and is a predicted model, not a curated record. Gene Ontology annotation, molecular function: transmembrane transporter activity. Lineage: Eukaryota; Metazoa; Chordata; Actinopteri; Pleuronectiformes; Scophthalmidae. The transcript has 10 exons. Gene Ontology annotation, biological process: transmembrane transport.
UUCACUUUGUCCCCACCUCAGGCCCUAAUCAGCUCCAAAAGUUAAUCAUCUGGAGAUGCCCUGCCAAGGGAUAUUCCCACACACACACACACAGGGGGCUGCUUUUUCCGAAUACACACCGAACAGUCCUCCCUCGGUGUCACUCGUCAACUCUGCCCCACUUUUGCGCGCCCGCAGCUGCACAGACAGACAGAGCAUGGCCGACUACGAGACCUCCGUCGCCUUCCUCGGGGAGUGGGGACGGUUCCAGAAGCAGGUGUUCUCCCUCCUCUGUCUGACCGUGGUGCCCAACGGCUUCGCCGCGCUCUCCAUCGUGUUCCUCGCCGCCACGCCGGCGCACCGCUGCCGGGUCCCCGCGCGCGUCAACCUCAGCGCGGCGUGGCGGGACAGCAUCAUCCCGCUGGAGGCGGCGCAGGAGGAGGAGAGCGGCGCGCCGGCGCGCAGCAAGUGCUCCAGGUACAAUCUGGAGCACGUCCUGGGCUUGUCGGACAGGGGCCUGCUGCCCGGCGUCGAUGUUAAUCUGACCGGCGUGCCGACAGAAGGCUGCCUGGACGGGUGGGAGUACGACCGGAGCGUUUACCUUUCCACCAUCACGUCGGAGUGGGACCUGGUGUGUGACAACAGGUGGAAGAACCCGAUGACCUCCUCUGUCUUCUUCUGCGGCGUUCUCGCUGGGUCCCUCAUUUCAGGGCAGCUCUCCGACAGGUAUGGGAGGAAAAUCGUGCUGUUUGUUACCAUCGCAGUCCAGACAGUGUUCUCACUGCUUCAGUUCUUUUCCACCUCCUGGGCCGGGUUCUGUGCUCUGUUCUUUGUCGUCGGGAUGGGACAUAUCUCCAACUUCGUGGCUGCGUUUGUGUUAGGAACAGAGAUUUUAGGCCCACGUGUGCGGACAAUUUUCUCCACCAUGGGUGUGAAUCUUUUCUUUUGCGCAGGCUACUUAAUGCUGCCGCUGAUGGCUUUCUUCAUCAGGGAGUGGAGGAUGCUUGUGCUCGGCCUCAACCUGACUGGCUUCCUUUGUGUGCCUCUCUGGUGGUUCAUCCCGGAGUCUCCUCGGUGGCUGCUCUCUCAGGGAAGGGUAGAAGAGGCUGAGGCCAUCGUGAGAGAUGCUGCUAAGAGGAACAAAAUCCAGCCUCCGCCGGUCAUUUUUAGUCCUUUGCAGAACAAACGUCCGCCCGAGGAGAAGAAGAGCCACAACAUCUGUGACCUGCUGCGUUCUCGAAACAUCCGCGGGAUUUCUCUCACACUGUGGCUGGUCUGGAACACCCUGACUAUUGCCUACUUUGCGCUUUCCCUGAACACGGCGAACCUCCACGGUAACGCAUACUUCAACUGUUUCCUGUCGGCCUUGGUAGAGAUACCAGCCUACAUUUUGUCAUGGGGUCUAUUUCGCUGGGUUUCCAGACGACUGAGCCUCUUCUCAACCCUCCUCAUGGGAGGACUGUCCCUUCUCUGCAUUCAGCUCAUACCAGCAAACCUCACUCAUCUCGCCAUCACACUCGAGAUGCUUGGGAAGUUUGCGGUGGCGACGGCUUUUGCCGUCGUGUACGCCUUCACAGCCGAACUCUACCCGACUGUACUGAGGAACACAGCUGUUGGCACCUGCUCCAUGGCCUCCAGAGUAGGCAGCAUCGUUGCUCCGUACUUCAUUUACUUAAGAAGCUAUUGGGUUUCACUGCCUUACAUCCUCAUGGGAAGUCUUACGGCGCUGGCGGGGUUGCUGAGUCUCCUGCUGCCCGAGAGCAAUGGAAUGCCUCUGCCUGAAACCAUCGCUCACAUGCAACACUUCCCCGGAUGUUGUCAGAAGGCACCUUAUUCAGCCACGCACACCGAGGAAAACGAGGAAAUUCGCGGUGAAAGGAAGCCUCCGGCUCACCCACAGACACGGAGCAGCCCUGAUAUCUAGCCAGAAGGGAGAAACAUCAAGUCUCUGUGCAUGUUUCUGCUAAAUGAUCAUUUAUCCAGUAUCACUCAGAGGAUAAUUAUUUGUCUCUCAGCAACAGGACCAAGAACAUGAAAUAAUGUAAAGGUGCCUUAAAUUGUCUUCAUGAGCCUGGAGGAGAGAACUCCAUUGCAACUGUUACCACACUUACAAAAUACUGUUCCACCCGCCACACUGAAAAAUGAAUGAUGCAUAUACAUAGAAGAAAUUAUUGAAUAUACUGAUAACAAAAUUAAUCAAGGGUUCUUUGUUACUUGAACUGCAAUAUUUGUAUCACGUUUCACAAGUGCACUUAAAGAUUUCUGAAUAAUUUGAACAAAGCUUUGUGAUUGAAGAUAGAAUUAAUAUUUACUUUUGAACAUUUACUCUCUAUUAAUAUUAUUGGAUUGCUGUUUUUUGUAGAAGGUUUGUUCGCCAACACGAUGUGCCAUAUUGUGACAGUCAACAUAAAGACAAUUUUCUGACUGGGAAAUUUUGAAUGGUGAGAAAAGACAUAGUGCAAUGAUGCACAAAUCUCCUUUAUGCAAGUAAGACAAUCAGUCAUGAUGAUAAGGUUGUUUGCUUUUGAAUGGUUUAUUAAAAGAUGAAUCUGUGACA